This is a messenger RNA of Acanthosepion pharaonis, 708 nucleotides long. NCBI's taxonomy places the organism in Eukaryota, Metazoa, Mollusca, Cephalopoda, Sepiida, Sepiidae. The record is from the annotation of a GenBank genome assembly.
AUGUAUCCGGAUUCGUCGGCCAUUAUUGAACCAGAAGGCGGGUUUCUGAAAGCGGAUUUGGCUUUGCAAACAUUCCAGAAAGAAUUUGUAAAACUUGGCGGUCUUCUUCUGGACGAGACUCAGCUCCUGUCGAUCGAACCAGGCGAGAUUAUCACCUUACACACAAACAGGGGAGCCUAUGUUGCCCGAAAUGUCAUCUUGUGUCUCGGGCCUUGGGCCGGAGAUUUCCUCAGCCGGAUGGGCAUUCAGCUUCCUUUAAAACCAAUCAGAACCACCGUUGGUUACUACAAAGAGAAACUUCCCUCUCAAUAUGGAUUAGGUCGAUUUCUUCCUUUUCUCUACGACACGGAAUCAACCCAUUUUUAUGGAAUCCCUUCAAACGAAUAUCCCGGAUUAGUGAAGGUGGCGCUGCACAAUGGACCCGAUAUCGAACCUGACAAGCGAGACCAAGUCGAAGCUGACUGGGUGAUGAGAACGUGCAACCAGUUUGUGAGAGAUGUUUUCCCCGGUUUAGAACCCGUUCCAACCAUAGUUUGCCUAUCUAUCUAUCUAUCUAUCUAUCUAUCUAUCUAUCUAUCUAUCUAUCUAGUUAAACCUACAGAGCCAGACAAACUUACAAAUAUUUCUAUUAAUAAUAUCUAUCUAUCUAUCUAUCUAUCUAUCUAUAUUUUUUAUGUUUUUCAUGAAUACUUUAGUUUUCCGAGGUAA